UGCUGUUCUGUGGGAAGGUUGUAGCCUGUGCAGAGUGAAGGAAGAGGCAAAGGGGGAGAGACUGAAUAUAGCAACACAGCUCUCUGUGGGGCAAGGAGAGGGUGCAUGCACCUUGGUCCCUCCUGCAGUCACCACUAUGAGGGGCAGACUUAAAGGACCAUGGAUUUUCCCCUUGCUUUUGGCUGGCUUGAUUCAGCCAAAUUCGGCACAGGAACGACAGAAGGUGGACUGCUAUGACUCAAUACCAGGGACAGUGUAUAACUACGGGGCUCUCUCCAUCCAUGGUGAUGAAUACAUCCCCUUCCAGAAGUAUGCAGGGAAGCUGCUUCUCUUUGUAAAUGUAGCCACUUACUGAGGGCUUACAAUGCAGUACCUUGAACUGAAUGCACUACAAACGGAACUGGGACGUUAUGGAUUAGUUGUUCUUGGCUUCCCCUGCAAUCAAUUUGGAAAGCAAGAACCUGGAGAGAACUCAGAAAUCCUUCCAGGCCUGAGAUAUGUCAGACCAGGAGGUGGUUUCACUCCAAAUUUCCAGCUCUUUCAGAAAGGAGAUGUGAAUGGGGAGACAGAACAGAGAGUUUACACCUUUUUGAAGAACUCCUGCCCUCCUGUUAUAGAAAACUUUGGUGACCCCAACAAACUGUUCUGGUCACCUUUGAAGAUCCAUGAUAUCAAGUGGAAUUUUGAGAAGUUUUUGGUUGGCACCGAUGGGAAGCCUGUGAUGAGGUGGUACCACAGGACAAACGUCGCAACUGUGAAGAGUGAUAUCCUAAGAUACAUGAGGAAGCAGAACCUGUUGUACGGAUAGAGUCCUUAUAGAUGUAGAGAAACGCGAUGCAGGUGAGGGAGAGAGCCUGUUCCUAUAUCCAGAUUCAUACCAUUUCUCACAGAACUCAACAAGGGCCUGAUCAAAAUCAAUAGAUUUUUAAGACAAACUGUUUUUUCAGAUGACUGACCCACCUGAAUAACCAGUCUCAGAUGAAAUAUUUUGGCUUCACCAAGAGUAUAUUAUGGCAAUAAAAUCAUGGUGGACUAUGGCCUCUUCUUUAGUUAAUAUACUUAAGUAUUCAGUAGCUUUUAGCCAGUGGCAUUAUGAAGCAAACCAUACUCACUUUUGGCUACAUUUAUGACAUCAUAAAAAUUAAAGGUUUGCUGUGAGAUAAGCUGUUUUGGAUCCCCCAUAUAAGUAAAUCCUCUAAUUUUGCACACUGGUCUUUGUUCCUGGACCAUUGCUAUUAACCAAGCUAUACUGCUUCUUAAGGGAAGAGAUAAAAUCAAUGAAACGAAAUAAAAAUAAAUCCCUCAGAAAUACAUGCAGCCAACCUUCGGGGUAUUUCUGGAUAAGGCACAGCCUACCUCCUCUCUGAAGAAUAACCAGUGUCCUCCCAACCAGUUUGUGGAUAGGUAUCUCUCAAAACUGUAAUGUCUCCUCUGAUAGUGAUUAAGAAGAGAAAGAGAUUUUGGGCCAAGGAAGUUGCAUCACUAUGAGGGUUAGGUCUGAAAGCUCCCAAAAAGAGCGGACCUAGCCUGAGGCUGCAAAGCUCUGGUGUAGCCCUUUAGUGCAUUCAGGCUGCUUCAUGAGUCUGCAGAGAUGCAUUCCUUCUUAUCAACCCCAAAACUCCUUCAGCUUCUUGCCCUGCCUCUGUAUGAAAACUGCCUAAUAAAAAUAGCAAACAUUCAAUGCA
This is a messenger RNA of Anolis carolinensis (green anole), 1685 nucleotides long. It is a transcript of the gene gpx3, whose product is annotated as glutathione peroxidase 3. NCBI's taxonomy places the organism in Eukaryota, Metazoa, Chordata, Lepidosauria, Squamata, Anolidae. Gene Ontology annotation, molecular function: glutathione peroxidase activity. The record is from RefSeq and is a predicted model, not a curated record. Gene Ontology annotation, biological process: response to oxidative stress. The transcript is spliced from 5 exons.